AUGGUGGCGAGGCUAAUAGUGCAGCCUCAGGCCGCUUUGCGUGUGUUCUAUGAUACCAUCGCAUCAUUGAUUCCCAUACCAAGCUCUGAUAAGGCUGCUGGGCACAAUAAUACGAUGUGGCUGACGCAACUAAGUAGCAUUAGUAAGGUGAUCGAAAACAGCUUCAAUUCGUUCAAACAAGCGAUGAUGCGCCAAGAAUCUAACCCCCGUGAAGGUGAAGAAAAUGUGACACGUGCGUCGAUGCUGCAAAUUAAAAAUGGUCAGAGAAAUGAGGGCGAAGGUGGUGGUAGAUUCGUUGUGGAAUCAAGGAGCGGAGGACCUGCCGUCGAGAGUAAAACUAAGGAGUAUGUUGAUCCACAGCCCUUCCAGCGAAACCUGGAAAGCUUGGUACACAUAAAGUCACUAAGCAGCGUAAGUGAACAUUGCUUUUACAAAAAUUUUGACUCAGGCCACUUUCGCAGGAACUAUCGGUAUUUUGCUAGUUACUGUUUUUUCUGUCAUGUAAAACACCUUUUAAUUUUGUCGAAACGUGCACAUAUAUAUUGUUAA
This is a messenger RNA of Babesia sp. Xinjiang, 549 nucleotides long. RefSeq lists its product as uncharacterized. The record is from RefSeq and is a predicted model, not a curated record. Bases 1 to 549 code for a protein of 182 amino acids. The transcript has a single exon. NCBI's taxonomy places the organism in Eukaryota, Apicomplexa, Aconoidasida, Piroplasmida, Babesiidae.